Messenger RNA from Schistosoma bovis, 4391 nucleotides. Lineage: Eukaryota; Metazoa; Platyhelminthes; Trematoda; Strigeidida; Schistosomatidae. The record is from the annotation of a GenBank genome assembly.
CAAUUUUUCUCGAACUUUGAACAAAGUCAAAACUGAACAAGAGGUGUGGACAUUGAUACCAAGUUCAUCGUCUUUCGACAGUGUUAUUACUGAAUCAAUUAAUUCUUCAUAUGAAAAACAAUUCCAGUCAAACCGAAGUGUUUCCAUGUCUCUUAUGGAGAGUUACACUACCAGUGGUGAAACUUCAAAUUCCAUAAAGUCAAAAAGCAAUCGAAUAAAUCCGCUUGUUUAUGUUACGGAUUCGACGAAAAUAAAUUCACCAUCUUUAACCGAUGCACCACUAGUGUUACUAAACGGUACAUCGCAUGAAAAUCCUACGAAAACACAUUCCACUGUCAAUUUAGUGCAAAAACACAUCAUAAGUUCUAUAUGCAGUUCCUCAACCUCAGAUCCAUUUCAAGAAAAUUUUUAUUCCAAUAUCCUAUCAACUUCUAGUUCAAAUCCUAAUAAUAUCCAUAGGAUGAAUACAGAAAUCCCUUGGAUAACCAGUCUACCUACUAUUUCAUCAAUUGCCACUGGGCUAAGACGAGCUGUUGCAGAUCGUGGUAUUACUUCCACAGAUUUAUGUUCAAAUUUAGACGAACUUUCUUCAGAAUUACGCUUUACAAAUCCAUCUUAUCCUCACAAAAUUAUCGGAUCUCACAGAUUAUCAGAAAAUGUUUUGACAUCAGUUAAAGAUAUUUUGUGUAUUAAUGAUGAUAAUGAUGGUAUUCAUUGUAGAUUGUCACAAAAAUUACCAGUUUUAACACCAUGUAAUCCUGAACAAGCUCCUGAUAUUCUUAUUCAUUACGCUAUUCAAGAGAAUCACGAUGCUGUUCAAAUGAAUGGUUCAUGUAGUGGUUUUGGCGAUGACGUGGUAGCAUUGUCAUCUACUUCACGAUUGUGUACCAAUGAUUCAUCUGGUUUUGGCAUAAGAAAGGCUCUUACUGAACUGUAUUCUUCUGCUCUUCCAAAUCUACCUACCGUCAGAGAGUGUAGAAUUUUAACGCCUGAUUUAUCAUCAGUUACUGAAUCAACACCAACUGAUGGUAAUCCGUGUGAUGAAAGUACACAAACGACUCAUGCUCAUCUUUUUGUUAGCUGUCAGUUGACUACACCUCGAGAUAUUUCGGAUCACCUAUUAGAUAAUCAUUUGAACCCGACUUCCAUCGCUGGUCAGUCACCUGGAUCCUCAGGGAUUCGUAACAGCGAUAGUAUAUUAAUCAGAAACGAUGUCUGUCUAUCGCAUCCACCGGAUUCUCAUACCAAUGGCAAUUUAUGCGAUCAUCAGUUCGAUGAAAUGUAUUGUACACUUGGUAACCAGUUUUCUGAUAAGUCAUUGUUACUUCAAUCAAACAGUAGAUCUACAACAACCAGUCAUUUAAUCCCCUGCAAUAAUCCUGUAUGUGAUUCCUUUCUGGACGCUCAUAUGUUGCAAAGUUUGAGAUCACCUGGAAUACUAAGUGCUGAUUUAAAUCAGGUAUCCGUUAAUUCUGUGCCGAAUCUCACAGCAAUUCCUUCAUUUUUAUCUAAUGAAAAUAAUGGUGAUCUUGAUCAGAGAAAUACUUGUUUUCGACGGUUAUCAAAUUCCAAGUCUGAUACAGUAGAUAUAACUUCACUUCCUACAGUGACCAGUUGUUUAAAUUCUUUCUCUGCUACACCAUUAUCAUUAGUCACUCAUUCAAACUGUCUCCAAAAUCCUAAUCGUCACCUUGGAGGGAAUAAAAAGUCACAUAUGAAUACUUUGAAUACUAAUUCUGGCCUUGCAGUUGUGUGCGAUAGUAGUACAGAUAUAAUACCGAUACAAGGUAUGUUCGAUGAUACAAGUAAAAACAAUAUAAAGCGAUCACGUAACUUAAGGGGACGUGGAAGCUCAGAUGUGUCUUGUAAAAUCCAUUCUAGUGUUUAUAAUUAUCUGAAUUAUUCAGCCGCAAACCCACAAGCAUAUCGUGAGUAUUCUAAUAAACGUUUCACCGGGAAAGUUGAGUCUUUGGUUACUGGUGAUGCGGAUGAUAGUAGUGAUCAUUCAGAAUCAAUUAGCACAGGAACUAGUCAUGCUGUUAGGGAUAACACUCCAGUAUCACCUUCAGGUGGAGAUGAACAGCAUCAUUUAAAAUUGGAAAGAAAGCGUGCUCGUAAUCGUGUUGCUGCACGUCGUUGUCGUGAACGUAAAAUAUCACUUAUCAGAUCGUUAGAAAAUCAAGUAGCUGAACGUGAUGCCCAAGUAAGAAAUUUAGAGAAUACAGUAGCCCGGUAUAAAGCUGAAGGUGAACAAUUAAGACUACAUGUAGAAAUGCUAGCUAAUUCAUAUCCUAGUUUAAAAGCUGAGUUAUAUCAGUUCCCUUUUCUUUUCCAACCAUUAUCGUCGCAUGCACUACCGCCUCAGCAGCAACAAACUUCUAGUCAAACUACUCCAUUAAAAUCAGAACUUCCAGAUACAUCAUCGUCAAAACAGUUCAUUUGAAAAAUUUGAAUAAUUAUAACUAAAAAUACCAUUGAUAUAUUUUUAUUGUUUCCUUGACACAUAGUUGUAAGAAUUUCUUUUUUCUCCGCUUGUUUGUUUUUGUUACGAUAUUUUAGUCUACGAGCUAUGUUUUCUCACUUUUCGUUUUUGUCAUAAUGAUUUCUACAUUUAAUUUUUUCAAAAAGUGCUUGUUUUUAGGUCUUAAUGAUGAGCGGGCCAUAUGUAUGCAUACGUGCAUCAUGCUUUUCUAUAGAUCAUUUCACACAUUUCCUUCCUCAUAUGUUUAUUGCCUCCUAGUUGUCUUUGGAAAAUUAUGUGUAAUUUUCAAUUUGGUCUUUAAUUCAUUUAAUCUUACAUUCGUCAUACUAUUUCAGAAUCGUGUAACAAUUAGGACUGACCUACUUUACUGGUUAUUGUGUAAUUAUCAUUAUCUUCCAAUCGGUUAAGACCAUAAUUGAUAUUUUGGUGUUGAUAAGUGGAAUUAGCAUCAAUUUAUGCACCUUUUUAAGAGCUUUUUAAGAAUUUUUAUAUGAUCAUCAAUAUUACCAUUAGUAUUAUUGCAUCGGACUGGGAUGUAUUUUUCCUAACAGAUCAAAAUCGUUUCACAUGUUUUAUUUUCGGAAAAUCAAUUCUGAAUUCAUAAUGCUCAUUUUCUUUUUGCUUUGACGGUUUUCUACACUUGACAAUUUUUAAUUGUUGCAUACUCAUUGUUUUUGUUAAAAGCUAAGGAAAGAGAUUGUCCAGUUGUUGUAUCUCUGAUCUAUCCUUUUAUAUUUACACAUUUUCUAUAUAUAUGGUAGCCUCUUAUUUUCCGGAGGUUCCAUUUAACCCGGUUCAAGUGAUGCACGUAUUUCAUAUGCACAUUAAUACCAACAAAAAUAUAAUAGAUAUUUCCGUAAAUGUAUAUGAAUAGUUGGUAUUCUUUUAGGACUUUCCCCAUGCCUUCAUUUUUCUCGUUUUUCUAACAUUGCUUCUGUUUGAAUAUGCAAUAUUAAUGACAAAGUUAUUUUAUACUUGUACCAUUAUUCUCUAUAUACGUUCAUCCUGUUUUCUAUGAACUCUGAUUUUGUUGAUAUGGAACAAUUUUCUUCAUGCUCCAUAGUUUGUUACUCAUCCUAUUAUACUUAAAUAUAAGUGUAAUGUGCCUUCUAUGUUGCUGCAAAGAAUAUAAUAUUGUCGAAUACAAAUAAUAUAUAUCUAUAUAUAUGAUCGGUAUAUUGUGAAAUGUGUGGUUGUUUAUGAAAUAGUCUUGUUUAGGAGACACUACUUACGUAAGUGGCUAUUGUUAUCAUGCAUUUAUUCUUCCAAAAGGUUAAAUUGAAUUUGUCAUAUUCAUCUACAGGGAGGUAUAUGUUUUUUAAGAAUUAUUUUUGCUGUAUUACUCACUCUUUCUGCAUAAUAUCCCCCACCAUCCAUAGCGCCGUUAUAUAUUCGUUAUAUUCGACCAUUUCACUAUCGACUUCAUUACUAACUAAUUGUGAUUGAAUAACGAGUUAUUACUUGUAGUCCUUUGAAAUGGUCUUUUGUUCUGGGCUGAAAAAGUGGGUACACGGUACACUCCAUUCAUAGUGCCUAUUGUUGUUUAGAUCAUGGAAUAUGUAGGUAAAUUUUGCGAUCAUUCUUUUCUUUCUUAAUGUUAUCUGUCUUUGAUAUACUUUCCACAUAAUCCCAUCUGUGUUAUUGCCAUUGCUUUUUACUCAUGUUAAUAAUUAUUAUCUUCUUCAAGAUCGGCAAGCAAAAUUAUGAAACAUAUAUCUUUCAUGAAUUAGUCAGUUAAUGCAAAAAAAUACGAACAUAACAUGUAAAUACAAAGUUUUAAAUUCUUCGUCUUAAUAACACUAUUACGAAUAUUAGUGCUACUAUAAUUAUUAUUUCUAACUUCUUUCAUAACACAGUUUUCGUUCAGUAAAUUCUUGUAAUCAAAUCUAAAUAAAAAUUAAUUACAUUC